AUGUUGAUGGAGCUGGGUGGCAAGUGGGUGGGAGCUAGUGGACAUGCUUCAAGGGUGGAAGAGCUCCUGAGGGCCUGUGAGAAAACUACCGCUCGGUUGGAUGGGAGAGUUGAUGCUGAAUCUAGUCACGUCGCAGAAGUUGCCAAGGAUAUGAUAAAGCUUGAGCAAGUGGAUAUUCAGACCCCUGAUGGGGGUCUUGUACUGGCAUCGCAGCUGAGCAUCAUGGUGAAUGCCAAUACUGAUAAGGGUAUGAUCAUAACUGGCCCCAACGGUUGUGGCAAGAGCGGUGUUCUACGUACUAUAGUAGGGCUGUGGUCUCCUGGUGGUGGUACACUACUAACUCCAUCGGCUAAGGAACUGCAUUACGUUCCAACGAAGCCGUAUAUGCCAGAAGGAACUCUAGCAGACUUGGUCACUUAUCCGCACAGGGCCGGCGCUGAUGAGACAACUCUGUCGAGAGUUGAGGAAUGCUUACAUCAUGUUCAUUUGAGCUAUCUCGUACCACGCCAGUCUGAAGGGCUACUAACUCUAGAUGAGGAUUGGGAGAAUAAGCUUAGUCUUGGUGAACAGCAGAGAAUAGGCAUGGCUAGGCUAUUUUUCCGCAGCCCGCCUUGGGCACUGCUGGAUGAGUGCACCAGUGCAGUGGCUCUCGAUGGGGAGGAGAGCAUGUAUCGCCAUCUUAGAGAUGAAUUUCACU
This is a messenger RNA of Perkinsus marinus ATCC 50983, 697 nucleotides long. RefSeq names its product High-affinity zinc uptake system ATP-binding protein znuC, putative. Lineage: Eukaryota; Perkinsozoa; Perkinsida; Perkinsidae. Gene Ontology annotation, biological process: very long-chain fatty acid catabolic process; long-chain fatty acid import into peroxisome; fatty acid beta-oxidation. Gene Ontology annotation, cellular component: peroxisomal membrane. The annotation marks the transcript as partial. The transcript is spliced from 7 exons. The record is from RefSeq and is a predicted model, not a curated record. Gene Ontology annotation, molecular function: long-chain fatty acid transmembrane transporter activity; ATP binding; ATP hydrolysis activity.